AUGAGUCAAGAACCUCGUAAUUUAUUGUUUCAGGCAGGGUCUCAAAGGACUCAAGCUGCUUUUGAGUUGAGCAUCAGACACAUCUUGCAUAUCUUUGUAUUUCGGUUGCAUAACAAGCAGUGCCACUAUGAUAAUUACAAUUGCAAGUGCUCUGCUCUUCGUAGAGAUCAAGGAUGCAGCAUUUCUGAAAACGUUGUCAGAGGUUAUGCUAUCACUUUGGCUGAAAUGGGAACUCCGGGCAAUGGUUGUACUCAGCCUAACCUUUCAGCUUAUACUGAUUGGUUGGCAACAGUUGCCCUGAGCACUCUGCUUAGGACCAGAAAGGAACAAAUUACCAGUCCUCUGGAUAUAUUUUGGGCCCCAUUCCUACUCUUGCAUCUUGGUGGUCCUGAUACCAUCACUGCUUACUCCUUGUCAGACAAUGAGCUCUGGCUCAGACAUUUCUUCGGGUUAUGUUUCCAGAUUGUAGUAGCUCUCUAUGUCUAUGUCAAGUUUUGGACCCUAACCGUAACUACGCUCAACUUUUUGGCCAUUCCGGUAUUCAUUGUUGGAAUUAUCAAGUAUGGGGAGAGGGUUCGGGCUCUCUUCAAGGCCAGUAGGACAAGGUUUAGGAAGUCUGUGUUCUCAGGUGCCAAAAGUUUCCAGCUUGAAGUUGACCUUCUCCAGGGGCCUUCAAAUGGGGACAUGAAGCUGGAGGAAUAUUUAAAUCAGCACCAAAUUAAGGACGAAUACAGGUAUCUUUAUCGAGCCUUUCAUUUAUUCCCGGUGUUCAGGCCCCUAUUUGCGGACCUCAAGCUCAGAAUUUACAAAAAUUUAAGUUACAUAUUUGAAAUGGAGUCCAAAGUGACAGCAGAAGAGGCCUUCAAAAUGGUAGAGAUUGAACUUGGUUUCUUGUAUGAUCUCCUCUAUACGAAGCUCCCUAUAGUUAUAUCUGGAAUGGGUGUAAUUCUCCGCUCCAUUUGCCUGUCAUUCAUCGUUUCCACACUGAUUGCAUUCUUGAUCAUCGUUGGUAAGCAUGGCUACUCGAAAGUUGACAUUGGCAUAUCCUACUUGUUAAUGGUUGGGGCUAUCUUUCUUGAAAUUUAUUCAGCCAUUCUGCAUCUUAGCUCUGACCGAGGAAUUCACUGGUUGAUUGAUCAAGAAAACUGGUUUCUUAAGGCUAUUGCUUCCAAGUUAGUUCUUUUGACUAAAUCCAAGAAGGGAAUUCGAUUCAUGGCACAGCACAGCCUACUAGAUUAUUGCCUCCUGCCUAGGAAAAUCAAGAUUGCUGCAGUUUUAAACAUAUUUGACUCGGAGGACAAAUUGGAAAAGUACUUCCAUACCAGUUGGAAGGAUGUGAAUCCUGAUUUGAAAGAAAUCAUCUACUCUCAUCUCCUGGAAAAACGAAAGAUAUAUCAAAAUGCAGGUUUCAAUUCCAAGUGUCUCUCAGAGUUAUUGGAUGAGAGAGGUUACAAUGUGCUUAAAGACAAAGUGGGGUCCACAGCUGACAUUGGUUGGAGUUUAUCUGAUGCAGAAUUUACCCACAGUCUCCUCUUAUGGCAUAUUGCUACAGAUCUUGUUUACCAUGACGAUCAUCAAAGUUUUCGAGCCGGUAACGUCGGUCCAUAUUGCCAAAUCAGUAAGCUCUUAUCCAAUUACAUGAUGUAUCUCCUCUUUCUCUGUCCAGCAAUGCUUCCUGAAGGUAUUGGCAACAUAAGGCACCAUGAAACCUGCAUUGAAGUUAAGAAUUUUUUCCUUGAAAGGUCAAAAUUCAGAGAAGCCAUUAAGGGAAUGUUUGGAAUUGACAUUGAAUCUCGAUCCUUCUUUAUCGAGAUGGGGAGUCGGAGGAAGUCAGCAUUCUUCGAAGGCUGCCAAAUUGCUUACCAAUUGCGAUAUUUGGUGUCAGAGUUUCGAUGGGAUCACCAAGAAAAAUGGGAACUUAUUGCUGGAGUGUGGCUAGACAUGCUGACUUAUGCUGCGAGUCAUUGUUCGUGGAAAGAGCAUACCAAACAACUUCAGCAUGGUGAGGAAUUGCUUACCAAUGUCGCCCUUCUCAUGGCACAUCUUGGUUUAAGUAAGAAAAUCGAACUGGUGGAUUUACCCGAAAGACUUGAGGCAGUUCAUUUUAAGCCUAGCUGGUAUUGGAAUAGGCUUGACCGAUUAGCUUAUUACUUGGCUUAG
This is a messenger RNA of Durio zibethinus, 2160 nucleotides long. The record is from RefSeq and is a predicted model, not a curated record. NCBI's taxonomy places the organism in Eukaryota, Viridiplantae, Streptophyta, Magnoliopsida, Malvales, Malvaceae.